Clupea harengus (Atlantic herring) is the source of this 3622-nucleotide messenger RNA. RefSeq names its product potassium channel subfamily T member 2-like. The record is from RefSeq and is a predicted model, not a curated record. NCBI's taxonomy places the organism in Eukaryota, Metazoa, Chordata, Actinopteri, Clupeiformes, Clupeidae. The coding region runs from base 467 to 3571 and encodes 1034 amino acids. Gene Ontology annotation, molecular function: intracellular sodium-activated potassium channel activity; outward rectifier potassium channel activity. Gene Ontology annotation, cellular component: plasma membrane. Gene Ontology annotation, biological process: potassium ion transmembrane transport. The transcript is spliced from 26 exons.
UCUGUACAACUGAUAAGCAUUGUCAACCAAGCUGGUUUGUGCUUAUGUGUUCAAUAAUCGCAUCAGUCAAAGCCACAUGAGAUGUGUUACAUUUAAUGAAAUUCGAGCAAUUUACAUUGAGAUUUACGUGUCCUCGUGAAAAAAAGACCCUUCAGUAGACCUAAACAGAAAACACGCCUUUAACGUCACCCGCACUUAAAGGAUGCUUCUAGUGCUUCGCGACUGCUGGGCUGUAUCCCUAUAGAGAAAUUCGUGAUGUAAGUUAACUGAGUUGGUGGAAGGACGCCUAUGCGGACGCCCUGUUGGAUGAAUAAAAUCAGGUCGUUUGUUAUGACUUCUUUGGGUGCAGACAUAGCAUUUAACGCACGUGAUGUUACACGGUGGGGAAAGAACAAUGUUGGUGAACAUCCAUCGGUUCGAAAACGUUCAACUAUAGUCCUGAUAGCUCCUAUUUAUUUGAGGAGAUAUGGUGGAUUUGGAGAGCGAAGUACCCCCUCUUCCGCCAAGGUACAGAUUCAGAGACCUACUCCUCGGGGACCAAACUUGGCCAAGCGACGACAGAAUGCAGAUUGACUUUUACGUCAAUGAAAACACAUUCAAAGAGAGACUCAAACUGUUCUUCAUCAAAAACCAAAGAUCAAGUCUGAGAAUCCGUGUAUUCCAUUUCUCUCUAAAGGUCUUAAGCUGCAUUUUAUACAUAUGCCGAGUACUAGAUGACUCAGAGGAUGGAUAUGCAUGUUGGGGCUGCCCUACUCAAAACUAUACUCUAUUUAUGAUAGACUGGGCUCCGGUGAUAUGGGUUGAAAGGAGUGAAACGAGUCUAUGGGUCUUACAGGUGUUUCUUGCACUGAUAUGUCUUUCUGAAACAAUCUUGCUGACCUAUUUAAGUUACAAGGGUAAUAUAUGGGAACAAAUCCUUCGGAUCACAUUUUUGUUGGAGGUGGUAAACACAGUUCCCUUCCUACUCACAGUCCUGUUCACUCCUCUCAGAAACCUGUUUAUUCCUGUGUUCCUGAACUGCUGGUUAGCAAAGUAUGCUUUGGAAAACAUGAUUAAUGAUCUUCAUCGAGCCAUCCAACGGACCCAGUCAGCCAUGUUCAAUCAGGUUCUCAUUCUGAUUACAACUCUCAUCUGUCUCAUGUUCACCAGCAUAUGUGGGAUUCAACAUCUAGAACGAGCUGGAAACAAGCUGUCAUUGUUUGACUCCUUCUACUUUUGCAUUGUGACCUUCUCCACGGUUGGAUUUGGGGAUGUUACCCCCAACAUCUGGCCUUCCAAACUGCUUGUGGUCAUCAUGAUAUGUGUAGCGCUGGUGGUUCUCCCCAUUCAAUUUGAACAGCUGGUCUAUCUGUGGAUGGAGCGGCAGAAGUCAGGUGGGAACUACAGCAGACAUCGGGCUCAGACAGAGAGGCACGUCGUCCUGUGUGUGAGCUCCCUCAAGAGCGACCUGCUCGUGGACUUCCUGAAUGAGUUCUACGCCCACCCCAGACUGCAGGACUACUAUGUCAUCAUCCUGUGUCCGACAGAGAUGGACGUCCAGGUGCGCAGGGUACUGCAGAUCCCGCUGUGGUCCCAGAGGGUCAUCUAUCUCCAGGGCUCAGCCCUCAAAGACCAGGAUCUGCUCCGAGCCAAACUGGACAACGCUGAGGGGUGUUUCAUCCUUAGCAGCCGCUGUGAAGUGGAUCGCACAGCUUCAGACCAUCAAACAAUUCUGCGCGCCUGGGCAGUGAAGGACUUCGCCCCUAACUGUCCCCUGUAUGUGCAGAUUCUCAAACCAGAAAAUAAAUUCCAUGUGAAAUUUGCUGAUCAUGUUGUAUGUGAGGAGGAGUUUAAGUGUGCAUUGCUGGCCCUGAACUGCAUCUGUCCGGCAACUUCCACUCUCAUCACUUUACUGGUGCACACCUCCACAGGCCUGGAAGGCCAGCAGUCACCCGAGGAGUGGCACAGAAUGUAUGGGAGGUUCUCCGGAAACGAAGUUUACAACAUUGUACUGCAAGAUAGUUUGUUCUUCUCAGACUACAAAGGGAAGAGCUUCACAUACGCCUCUUUCCAUGCACAUAAGAAAUAUGGUGUGUGUUUGAUUGGGGUGAGCCGCAAAGACAAAAGCAUUUGUCUCAACCCGGGACCCCACUUCACCAUGAGUUCCACCGAUACUUGCUUCUAUAUCAAUGUCACCAAGGAGGAGAACUCCGUCUUCAAAGCCCAGAGGCAGGAGGGCGGGCAGGGCAGCAAAAAGACCCACCUCCCCGUGCACAGCAUCAUCGCCAGCAUGGGCACUGUGGCAAUAGACCUCCAGGACACCAGCAGCAGCCGACCCAGCUGUGAUUCCACCCCAAACCUUCCAUCUGACUCCACCACGACAGGACGGAGGUGCAGCAUCGCGCCUGUGCAGGAGGUGUCAGACACCUCCUCCCUUCAGACCUGUGACCUCUCCAGUGACCAGUCAGAGGAUGAGACGCUGCCCUUCUGCGAUGACCUCUCCACCGAGGAGUGCUGUAGUGUUCCAGGGGGAAGAUUCAUCAAGGGAUAUCCUCUAAAUCUUCCCUACAUUGGAAGCUCUCCCACACACUGCCAUUUGCUGAAGGAGAAAGUACCAUAUUGUUGCCUGAGACUAGAAAAGGAAUGCACCCAUAACCAUUAUGAAGAUGCCAAAGCUUACUCCUUCAAGAACAAGUUGAUAAUAGUGUCAGCUGAAACAGCAGGAAAUGGGCUGUACAACUUCAUAGUUCCUCUAAGAGCUUCGUACAGGCCAAAGAGGGAUCUCAACCCCAUAGUGCUGCUCCUAGAUAACAAGCCUGAUGCAAACUUUCUUGAGGCAAUCUGCUGGUUCCCCCUGGUUUAUUACAUGGUUGGAUCAAUUGAUAACCUGGAUGACCUUCUGCGCUGUGGGGUCUCUUUCGCGGCCAACAUGGUGGUGGUGGACAAAGAGAGCACUAUGUGUGCAAAGGAAGACUACAUGGCAGAUGCGAAAACUAUUGUCAAUGUCCAGACACUGUUCAGGUUGUUUUCAAGCUUGCGCAUCAUCACUGAGCUAACACAUCCAGCCAACAUGAGAUUCAUGCAGUUCAGGGCCAAAGACUGUUAUUCACUGGCUCUUUCCAAACUGGAAAAGAAAGAGAGGGAAAAGGGUUCCAACCUGGCCUUCAUGUUUCGGCUACCAUUUGCUGCAGGGAGGGUGUUCAGUAUCGGCAUGCUCGAUUGUCUUCUUUACCAGUCUUUUGUGAAAGACUACAUGAUCCCCAUAACAAGACUUCUGCUUGGUCUGGACUCAACCCCAGGAUCUGGUUUCCUUUGUGCUAUGACCAUCACGCAGGAGGACCUUUGGGUCCAGACGUAUGGCAGACUGUACCAGAAGCUCUGCUCCUCUGUAGGCGACAUCCCCAUCGGCAUCUACCGCACAGAGCUGCUGGACUCCGAAUCCUGUGAGGUGCCGUGUCAGUCUCGCCAUGUGCUAAUGACCUUUUCAGCUGACAGCAGACCAAGUUUGAUUUUCUGUGACCCGUUGCGUCUUGUUUACUGUCUUAAGGUUGGAUUGAGCUCAAUAGGGCAUGUGAAUAGCUGCCACUGUUGAUAAGGUCUCCUCACGAUCAAUACGGACUCCAGAGAAUCCCUGGGAUUUAUU